AUGGCCGACAGCUUCCCAGGUGCCGGCGCCGAUGGCAAGGUAGAGAUUGACCUCUACGAGGUCCUCGCCAUCGAGAAAACCGCCUCGGGCGACGAAAUCAAAAAGGCCUACCGCAAGGCCGCCCUCAAGUUCCACCCCGACAAGGUCCCCGAGGACCAGCGUGAAGCCUCCGAGGUCAAGUUCAAGGAGGUGACGCGCGCCUACGAAAUCCUCGGCGAUGAGGAGAAGCGCCACCUCUACGACACACACGGGAUGGCCGCCUUUGAUCCUUCGCGCGGCGGUGGUCCCGGCGGUCCUGGUGCCGAUCUCAACGAUAUUCUCUCACAAAUGUUUGGCUUCAACAUGGGCGGCGCCGGCGGUCCUGGCGGUCCCCGCCGCCCCCGUAAGGGCCCCGACGAGCAGCAGGAGUACAAAGUGACGCUCGAGGAGCUCUACCGCGGCAAGACGGUCAAGUUUGCCGCCAACAAGCAGGUCCUCUGCGGCGGCUGUAAGGGCAGCGGUGGCAAGGACAAGGCCAAGCCGGACGCGUGCUCGCGCUGCCGCGGCCAGGGUAUCGUCGAGGGUCUCCGCCAGAUCGGACCCGGCAUGAUGCGCCGCGAGACGAUGCUCUGCGACGCUUGCCACGGCGCCGGAAACGUCUUCAAGGAGAAGGACCGCUGCAAGAAGUGCAAGGGCAAGCGCACCACGCAGGAGAAGAAGGUCCUCGAACUCUACAUCCCGCGCGGCUCCGUCCAGGGCGAACGCAUCGUGCUCGAGGGCGAGGCCGACCAAUACCCCGACCAAAUACCGGGUGACAUCAUCUUCACCCUCGUCGAGGAGCCCCACGACGUCUUCUCCCGCCUCGGCAACGACCUCUCUGCCGAGCUCAAGAUCUCCCUUGGCGAGGCGCUCGGCGGCUUCAACCGCGUCGUCCUCGAGCACCUCGAUGGCCGUGGUAUCUAUAUCGAGCGCAAGCAGGGCAAGAUCUUACGCCCGGGUGACUGCCUCCGCGUCCCCGGCGAGGGCAUGCCGUUCAAGCGCGGCGAUGCCAAGGGCGACUUGUACCUGCUCGUCUCCGUUCAGUUCCCCAAGGACGACUUCCUCCAGAAUGCCGGCGCCUACGACGCGUUGCUCAAGAUGCUGCCGGCACCCGUCGAGGGCCCCAAGACGGCAGAGGUCGACGAGGUCGAGUACGAAGACGACGCCGACAUUGAAACCAUGGGCGAAAACGCCGAAGAUCCCCGCGCCGGCGGCGAGUGGCAAGACGACGACGGGGAAGACGGCCAGCCCCAGUGCCAGGCCCAGUAA
Cordyceps fumosorosea ARSEF 2679 is the source of this 1287-nucleotide messenger RNA. RefSeq names its product Heat shock protein DnaJ. The record is from RefSeq and is a predicted model, not a curated record. Bases 1 to 1287 code for a protein of 428 amino acids. Gene Ontology annotation, molecular function: Hsp70 protein binding; ATP binding. Gene Ontology annotation, cellular component: cytoplasm. Gene Ontology annotation, biological process: response to heat; protein refolding. NCBI's taxonomy places the organism in Eukaryota, Fungi, Ascomycota, Sordariomycetes, Hypocreales, Cordycipitaceae. The transcript has 3 exons.